Molecule: messenger RNA, 1150 nt
Organism: Arachis stenosperma
Lineage: Eukaryota; Viridiplantae; Streptophyta; Magnoliopsida; Fabales; Fabaceae
Exons: 6
Coding region: 1-804 (267 amino acids)
Biological process (GO): multicellular organism development
Source: RefSeq, a predicted model, not a curated record
AUGGCUUCCUCUUCUCACUCCCACCCCCAUAACCACUUCAAAAAUACCAACAAUUUUGUGGAGCAAGAAAAGGAACAUAACUCUCAAAGACAUGUACAACAACAAGAAGAAGAAAAUUGGCUCAAGUUAGGGUUGGGGCUAGGAAGAAAUGAUGACAUCAUCAACACAUCAUCAUUCAAUAAUCAAGUAGUUCAUCAUCAUCAUCAUCAUGGAUCAAACAAUAAUCCACAAGUCUUAUUAUGUUCUGAUUCCUCAUCAUCCCAUAUAGGAAGCCAUGGUGAACAUCAUCAUCAUCAACAAGAAAUGCUGAAAUUAGGGUUAGGGUUAGGGUUUCAACAAGAUUCAAUGUUAUUAGGAUCUAUGGAGGAGAAGAUGAUGAUUGAACCUACUAAUAAUGAUGAUGAUGAUGAAAAUGGAUCAUCAUGGCAAAUUGAUUCAACUUGUGGUGGUGGUGGUGAUUUUCAUCAUUACAACAAGUGUGGAUUGUGGUUUACGCUACGUUCAUCUACCAACCGAAGAGGAGAAGCUUUGCCUCAGAUACCAAAGGCGUACAUUAGAAUCAGGGACGAAAACAUGACGGUCUUCAUGGUUAAAAAAUAUCUUGUUAGAAAACUUGGUCUCUCCAACGAAGCUGAGGAUCAUAUUAAUAACUGGAGGAAAACAGCACUUUGUUUAACAUCCAUUUUCUUUCUUGCUGCUAUAAUAUGGUUCAUAGAACACGUACUGAAGAAAUUGUUGGAUGUUGUUGCGCAUGGGUUUCAAAUGCUAAUAGACCCUAAAGCAGCUUACCUCCAUCAGUUAUAGAUAGGGAGCGUCCCGGUGCGACAGCGAUCUAAACGACAACAACAUUAGUGAAAGUCUCCUCUUAUCGGUCCGCUAUCUAACCUUUCUGCUCACAUUAGCAUCUUCGAUAGUCGUCGACCUCCUCGCCGGCACAGUCCUAUCAUCAUCCCGUCGCCGUAUGAGCAAUCAAUCUUCUCAUCUUCGCUGUUCUGAAAUUGCUAGUGCCAAAACGCUGUCUCCAUUGGUGGCAUAUAUGCUUGCUUGCUGGGAGAGAGAAGACCCAAAAAUACUAAAAGAGAACUUUGGGUGCGGGUUGAAAUUAAUUGUAUGAGAUCUGUAUAGGUUUUCUAUCUGUCCAACUUAGAAU